Molecule: messenger RNA, 2257 nt
Organism: Pteropus alecto (black flying fox)
Lineage: Eukaryota; Metazoa; Chordata; Mammalia; Chiroptera; Pteropodidae
Gene: TSPEAR
Product: thrombospondin type laminin G domain and EAR repeats
Exons: 10
Coding region: 44-1828 (594 amino acids)
Biological process (GO): signal transduction
Source: RefSeq, a predicted model, not a curated record
AGGCGCCCUGGGCCUGCAGCUCUCGGCCGCCGCCCCGCACGCCAUGAGCUUCCCCGCGUCGAGGAUUUUCGUCAGAUGCGACGUCUUCCCUGAAGAAUUUUCCAUCGUCGUAACCCUGAAAGCUCCCAGUCUUCCCCCAAAGAAGAACGAGUACGUGUUCUCGGUGCUGGCGGAGGGGCCGGACGCGCUGCUGCUGGGCCUGCGGUACUCGCCCACACGGCUGCACUUCCUGUUCCUCAGCGAGGAUGCGGCAGGCGCCUGGCAGACCCGCGUGUCCUUCUGGAGCCCGGCCCUGAUGGACAGCCAGUGGCACACGCUGGUCUUGGCUGUGUCUGAAAGCUCCUUUUCCCUCACCACGGACUGCGGCGUCCCCGUGGACAUCGCUGCCGACGUACCCUUCCCAGCCGCCCUGUCGGUGCGAGGAGCCCGCUUCUUCAUCGGCAGCCGGAGGAGGAGCAAGGGCCUGUUCACGGGCCUGGUGAGGCAGCUGGUCCUGCUGCCCGGCUCGGACGCCACUCAAAGGCUGUGCCCGUGCAGGAACGCGGAGCUCGUGCUGUCCAUCCCCCCCAUCCUGCAGGGGCUCCCGGGGAAGCUGGAAGACAACGAGGUGCUAAAAUAUCCCUACGCCACCCUGCCCCACGCUGACGCCCGGGGCCCGGCUCGCAGCCCGGGGUCGUGCGCCCAAGAGGGUCCCCUGGGCUCCCGGAGGCGCUCACCGGGCCUGCGCGUCUCCGUCGCAGCCAAGGAGAAGCUGGACUUCGUGGAGGAGUACCAGAGCCUGACCACGCGCUCCGAGACGCUGGGCAUCGAGGUCUUCGCCAUCCCCGGCGCGGGGCUCUUCGUGGCCACCGCCAACCGGAAGGCCACGUCCGCCAUCUACAGGUGGACCGACGGCAAGUUCGCGGCCUACCAGGACCUCCGCACGCACCAGGCGCAGUCCUGGAGACACUUCACCAUCGGGAGACAGGUCUUCCUGGCUGUGGCCAACUUCCAUGCGAAUGAAAAGGGCCAGGAGUUCUCCGUCAUUUACAAGUGGAGCCAGAGAAGGCUGCGGUUCACACCCUACCAGAGGGUCCCCACCCACAGCGCCCGGGACUGGGAGGCCUUCGAGGUGGCCGGGGAGCACUUCCUGGCCGUGGCCAACCACCGGGAAGGUGACGACCACAACAUCGACAGCGUCAUCUACAAGUGGAACCCCAGGACGCGCCUGUUCGAGCCCAACCAGACCAUCGCCACCUCCGGCGCCUACGACUGGGAGUUCUUCGCCGUCGGGCCCUACUCCUUCCUGGCGGUGGCCAACGCCUUCAACGGCACGUCCACCAAGGUGCACUCCCACCUGUACGUCUGGCUGGUGGGCUCCUUCCGGCUCUUCCAGUCCUUCCUGACGUUCGGUGCUGCCGACUGGGAAGUCUUCCGCAUCGGAGAGAGGGUCUUCCUCGCGGUGGCCAACAGUCACAGCUACGACGUGGAGGUGCAAACGCAGAGUGACUCCUACGUCAUCAACUCCGUCAUCUAUGAGCUGAACGUCACGGCGCAGACGUUCGUCAAGUUCCAGGAGAUCCUGACCUGCAGUGCCCUGGACUGGGAGUUUUUCUCGGUGGGAGAAGAUUACUUCCUGGUGGUCGCCAACUCCUUCGACGGGAACACCUUCUCGGUGAACAGUGUCAUCUACAGGUGGCAGGGGUACGAAGGCUUCGUGGCGGUGCACCGCCUCCCCACCUUCGGCUGCCGGGACUGGGAGACCUUCCGCACGGCCGCCGGCUCCUACCUCAUCUACUCCAGCGCCAAGGAGCCGCUGUCCCGGGUGCUGAGGCUCAGGACGGGCUGACGUCCAGCCCCGGGGACAGUGCCGGCCUCGUCGCACUCAGAGCCCCGCCCGAGGAGCCCUGGGAACCCUGGCAGACGAGCCCGCCACUGGCCCUGGCCCUGGUCCAGUCGGGGACGUUUGUCAUCUCUCCAUCCCGGUGGCUGUGGUGGCCAGACUCACGUGGCCUGCGGGCAGUCAGGCGGAACCCAGAGUUACGCUGCACGUCUGGGCAUCCUGCAGACAUUUCGCCUUAUGGGAAACGUUCAUACAGUUUUUUUACCUCAAAAGCAGCAGGGCCUUGUCACCUUUUCCGGGGUGGCGCCUCAUGGCCUGGCCACUCUGUCCCCAAGCCCAGGCAGGGAGCAGGCUCGAUGCUGUCCUACUGAUUUCACACCAGCUAUUUAUUGUAUUGUUUAUGCUGAAAUAUAUUUAUGACGCCCUUGGCACAGA